UUAUAAGACUGCUGUUCCUACUCUUCAGAGCCACCGAGCCUCGCGCGGUACAGAGGGACCGCACUGCCGAAGCGUAGAAAAGACGCACACUAUGGCAGUGUGGUGAUUCUGCAAGAUGGCGUCGUUGGGAAGGAGGCGCGGUGUCCCAGUCAACAGGGAGAGGGCAGUGAUGGCGGCCACGGAGUGCUACAUCGUGCAUGAGAUCUACAACGGCGAGAAUGCUCAAGAGCAGUUUGAGUAUGAGCUGGAGCAGGCGCUGGAGGCGCAGUACCGCUACAUCGUGAUCGAGCCCACACGCAUUGGUGACGAGACGGCCCGCUGGGUCGCUGUGGGCAACUGCCUGCACAAGACGGCGGUGUUGUCGGGCACAGCGUGCCUCCUGACGCCGCUGGCACUGCCCCCCGAGUACUCGAGGUACGUGGCGCUGCCCGCGGGUGCCUUGAGCCUGGCCUGCGCUGCGCUCUACGGCAUCUCCUGGCAGUUUGACCCAUGCUGCAAGUACCAGGUGGAGUACGACAGUCAGAAACUCUCCCGGCUGCCGCUGCACACGCUCACCUCCUCCUCACCGGUGGUGCUGGUGCGGCGGGACGACGUGCACAGAAAGAGACUCCACAACACGAUAGCACUGGCCGCACUCGUCUACUGCGCCAAGAAGAUCUACGAACUCUACGCCGUAUGAGCGGAGCAAACGAGGGGGGAGCGCACAUGUAGGCACGUGCGUGACAAUAGCAAAACAUCACACAUACCCCCACACACACACACACACUUACACAGACAACAUAAUACAAAACAAAAUAACCACACAGACACACAUAGUUAUGAAGAUAUAAAAAAAAAGCUACACUUUUACGUUGCACACCACAAGCAGGGAGAAGAGGAAAUACAAAACACAAGACUGGAAAGAGAAUCAAGAAUGGUGGAGCAAAACAGCAACUACAAUCCCUGAGUGAUCUAAUGGAUUGAUAUAAGGCAGACAACAGCCAGAAGAGGACCGAAAAGGAAAGUAAAGUCUCUCUCUCUCUCCCUGUCCCUCCCUCCCUUUCUCUGGCUCGUAAGUGGCUGCUGGUGGACGGACGGACGGACGGACGGCCAGAUGGAUGGACAGAAAACACGGGUUAAUAGGUUAAUCUAGAAGGAUUCUCUCCCUCUAGUCUCAGUACUCUCUAAGUGACAUCACCAAUGCACCUGCCCCCCCUCUCCCCCUCCUCCUUUAAGACCCCGUAUCUCUCGGAACACACACACACACACACACACACACACACACACACACAUAUAGGCACACACGCAGACACUAUGCUGUUGCGCGGGCAGUGUUCUGCCAACCCUGGUUGUGUGUGUCAUCCUGGUUGAACAGACGGACUGACGUUUUGAAGUAUUACUGAUCUCUGACUCUUUGACUUCUGUGUAGUUGUACUGUAACCUGACUCAGUGCUUUUCAUUAAACCGUAGGAGAUUUCAAACCUCA
This is a messenger RNA of Alosa sapidissima (American shad), 1465 nucleotides long. It is a transcript of the gene tmem11, whose product is annotated as transmembrane protein 11. The coding region runs from base 116 to 679 and encodes 187 amino acids. Gene Ontology annotation, biological process: inner mitochondrial membrane organization. The transcript has 3 exons. NCBI's taxonomy places the organism in Eukaryota, Metazoa, Chordata, Actinopteri, Clupeiformes, Clupeidae. The record is from RefSeq and is a predicted model, not a curated record. Gene Ontology annotation, cellular component: mitochondrial inner membrane.